GCAUCGUCUACGUCUUGACAUUAUUUUCUUCGUCGCAAACGCCAGCGUCAAUCUCGUAUUUUUCUGCCGCCACAUUUAGCGGUUCGAAAUCGUUCGAAACCUAUGAAAGAGCUCGAAGACUCUGGUUUGGGCGUUUCGAGCGUGAUGAUACACAAACACAUGGUGGAGGGCUGCAUUGUAGACUGUUGUCUUGCUCGAACGGAGGCAGUGAUUUGAACGAUAAGAAGCUACGGCUGCAGUCGUGAAGACCAUGUACGCUCGCCGCCUAGUAUCGCUGCUGUCCACCGCUAUAUCCUCCCGUCCUCCUCUGCAAUCGGGCAUUCGCUCUAGCUCUGUGGGGGCUGGCACCGCUGGCGAGAGCGACAUUCAUGACGUGACGGAGGUACGUUCUCCCCGUCGUGCAGCGUCCGUUUGCUAUCGAAGAAUGAUCCAGACGACCUCCCCCUCACCGUUGGGGCGGAUCAACUUGAUGCCGUAUGUUGUGACCAACGCGAAGGCGCGUAGCUCCGGUGCGCCUUUGCUUUCAUGGCUCUCACGCGGGCGUGAAGCAGGUCUCGUGCUAUUCCGCAUACUAUAGCCCAUAUGGUAUGUUCGUCGGUCGUGCUUGCCUAUGGUCUUGCAAAAAGGCGCUUUGAAGUCGCUGGCCCUAUGUCAUCAGGGCUUUCCUGUUGAUCACGCAUGGGUACCGCCGUUCACCCGUAUCACCCCAUUGAUGAGAUGUAGCAUUUUUUGUGUUCAAACAGGAACAUCAAUCAAUCUCAUCAUCCGUCAAUUAGAAUUUGCGGCCACUUGCUUCACGGGCGCCUCGAGCUGUGGCCCAGUGACACAAUUCUGUGUCACGUGUGACCUGAUCACUGUCACGGCGCUUUUGAUAUCGUCGUAGUCUUGGCCCAGGACGGACUCGUCGUCGGAGAGUCUAUCCAGCAGAAUUGUCAGCUUUGAGAGAGAAAAAUGAAAUGCUUACCGUUCAUCCAUAGAUUUUUUCGCGCUCUCUACAUGCAGGAGUUAAUAUUGAGGAGGCACCCUGUCAGCGAUCGCAGCCGAAGGUUAGUCCACAGCAAGCGGG
Molecule: messenger RNA, 1066 nt
Organism: Laetiporus sulphureus 93-53
Lineage: Eukaryota; Fungi; Basidiomycota; Agaricomycetes; Polyporales; Laetiporaceae
Exons: 1
Coding region: 251-577 (108 amino acids)
Source: RefSeq, a predicted model, not a curated record